Messenger RNA from Mustela erminea (ermine), 5172 nucleotides. RefSeq names its product signal peptide peptidase like 2A (gene SPPL2A). Gene Ontology annotation, cellular component: Golgi-associated vesicle membrane; cytoplasmic side of endoplasmic reticulum membrane; lysosomal membrane. Lineage: Eukaryota; Metazoa; Chordata; Mammalia; Carnivora; Mustelidae. The record is from RefSeq and is a predicted model, not a curated record. Gene Ontology annotation, molecular function: aspartic endopeptidase activity, intramembrane cleaving. Gene Ontology annotation, biological process: membrane protein proteolysis. The transcript is spliced from 16 exons. The coding region runs from base 300 to 1928 and encodes 542 amino acids.
ACAUCCAGACCCACAGCCGGCCGCCUGCCAGCGCCGGGACCGCACAGCACCGAGCACCCGCCCGACUGGCGACGCGCGCCGACCUGGCCUCCACGUGCCCCGCGCGGGGGUUUCCGCGUCCUCUGGGCGGAGCCGGAAGAGGAAGUCGGCGCUACAGCGGCGGCCCCAACAGCAGCGGCGGCCCGCGCCUCCCCGCGCCGUCCGCGCCCGUCCGCCCCGGCCACGGAGGCAGUGCCGCGGCGGGACCUGGAACCUGUGCCCGCCGAGAAGCGCCGCGCCGCUGAGCGCCCAGCAGUCCGAUGGGGCCGCAGCGGCCGCUGCCCACGGCCGCGACCGCCCUGCUCUGGGGCUUCCUGCUCCCGCUGACAGCUGCUCAGGAAGCAAUCCUGCAUGCGUCUGGAAAUGGCAGACCUUUACCAUCUAAGGACUACUGCAUGCUAUAUAACCCUCAUUGGACGGCUCUUCCAAAUACCCUAGAAAAUGCAACUUCCAUCAGUUUGAUGAAUCUGACUACCACACCACUAUGCAACCUUUCUGAUAUUCCACCUGAUGGAAUAAAGAGCAAAGCAGUUGUAGUACAGUGGGGAACCUGCCAUAUUCUUGAAAAAGCCAGAAUUGCACAAACAGGAGGUGCUGAAGCAUUGUUGGUUGCCAAUAACAGUGUCCUAUUUCCUCCCUCAGGGAACAAAUCUGAAUUUCAUGAUGUGAAAAUACUGAUUGCAUUUAUAAGCCGCAAAGACUUUAUAGAUAUGAAGCAGACUCUUGGAGAUAACAUUACGGUAAAAAUGUAUUCUCCAUCAUGGCCUAACUUUGACUAUACUAUGGUGGUUAUUUUUGUAAUUGCUGUGUUCACUGUGGCAUUAGGAGGAUACUGGAGCGGACUAAUUGAAUUGGAGAGCAUGAAGGCAGUGACAAACACUGAAGACAGAGAAAUGAGGAGAAAGAAGGAAGAAUAUUUAACUUUUAGUCCUCUAACAGUUGUAAUAUUUGUGGUCGUGUGCUGUGUUAUGAUGGUCUUACUUUAUUUCUUCUACAAAUGGCUGGUGUAUGUUAUGAUAGCAAUCUUCUGCAUAGCAUCAGCAAUGAGUCUGUACAACUGUCUAGCUGCACUCAUUUGUAAGAUACCAUGUGGACGAUGCACGAUUAUAUUUCGCGGCAAGAGCAUUGAAGUGCGACUUAUUUUUCUCUCUGGACUAUGCAUAGCAGUAGCUGUUGUUUGGGCUGUAUUUAGAAAUGAAGAUAGGUGGGCUUGGAUUUUACAAGAUAUCUUAGGGAUCGCUUUCUGUCUGAAUUUAAUUAAAACACUGAAGUUACCCAACUUCAAGUCAUGUGUGAUACUUCUAGGUCUUCUCCUCCUCUAUGAUGUGUUUUUUGUUUUCAUAACACCCUUCAUCACAAAGAAUGGCGAGAGUAUCAUGGUUGAACUUGCAGCUGGACCUUUUGGAAACAAUGAAAAGAAUGAUGGAAACUUGGUGGAAGCCACUGCUCAACCCUCAGCUCCCCAUGAGAAAUUACCAGUAGUCAUCAGGGUACCAAAGCUGGCCUAUUUCUCAGUAAUGAGUGUGUGCCUCAUGCCAGUUUCAAUACUGGGUUUUGGAGACAUUAUUGUACCAGGCCUGUUGGUUGCAUAUUGUAGAAGAUUUGAUGUUCAGACUGGUUCUUCUUCUGUAUACUAUGUUUCCUCCACAAUCGCCUAUGCUGUUGGCAUGAUACUCACAUUUGUUGUUCUGGUGCUGAUGAAAAAGGGGCAGCCUGCCCUCCUCUAUUUAGUUCCUUGCACACUUGUUACUGCCUCAGUUGUUGCCUGGAGACGUAAGGAAAUGAAAAAGUUCUGGAAAGGUAGCAGCUAUCAGGUGAUGGACCAUCUGGACUAUGCAACAAAUGAAGAAAACCCUGUGACUGCUGGGGAACAGAUUGUUCAACAAUAAUAUUAUGUUGACCUGCAAUAAUGUGUCAGUUGAUUUUCUACGAAUAGAGUUUGACUUUUUAAAUUGACUUUUGAAUUGACAAUCUUAAUGAAUCUUCAGUGAUAUGCUUGCAAAUAUAUAUUUUUAAAAGCUGGUACUGACAAUUACAUCAAAUAAUUGAAACACAUUUGCUUUUAACUAUGUUAAAGUUGUGCCUUCACAUUAAAUAAAAGCAUAUGGUCUGUGUAAUUUUGAAGAUCUGUUAUAUACAGUAUAUUUUUCUAAAGAACUGUCUUGACCCACCCUAUACUUUCUUACUGAAAUGUUUCUUUCAACUCCUAGUAAUAGAUAAAAGUACUUCUGUCAGAGUUUCUGAACAGAUUUUACUGUCAAGAGUUAUGCAAAUUUUAUUCUCUGUAGAAAUAACUGCCUAAGACCAUGUUAGAAAGCAGUUCAGUGAUGAAACUUUGGACCUUUUCACUGCAGAGGUUAGAAAAAUAUAAUUGGGGAAUAUAUAUAAAUGGGUAUUUUUGUAACAUAAGUUUUUUUUAAGUCCCAGUCUUUUUUAAACUUGAAAAUCUAAAAUACUUUAGUCUGCCUAUGUAUUAUAUUAAAAUAUUUUUCAGAUAUAAAGAAACAUAAUAUAUAGAACUAGUCAUUAAAAGGACACAGAAACUGAAAUCCGCAGUUUUCAGUGGUCUGUUUUUCUUGAAGAGGUAGCUUAAAUUUCUUCACUAACAUUCAGUUUUGUCAUGGUAUUCCUUAUCUCUGAAAUUUGGUUCUGUUGAUGUUCAGGCUUGAAAUUUGUAAAAAGUAUUUAUCAACUUCUGUGUUAACACGGGUGGCUCAUUGUGUGAGUACAGCAGCCCUAACAGUCUCUCCUCACCCCCUCAACCACCACCUUUUUUUUCCUAAUUCCCACUCCAUCCCCUAUAAGAAACCAAUGUUAAUCUUUUAUAUUUUGAUGAAGGAUGGUUUAAUAUGCAAAGUGUGCUUCAGAGGAAAGAAAUGGAGACAAAUAGGAGACUGGAUUAGUCCCAAUUUACUGACAAUACAAGAAUCUGAGUAAAUUAUUUUACCUCAAAACCCUUGUAUCUCAAUUUUCAUAUCUGCAAAAUGAGUAAGUUAGACCAACUAAUCACUCUGGUAACUUCCAACUUGAAAAAUAUCUUUCUCAUUCUUUGCUGAAUCUCAGUGUGACCUUGAAUAUUAUCCUGGAAGUCGAGGUUGAAGUAUCUUUCCACUGUCUUUUGUUUUAAGAAAUUCCCAAAUGAUGAGUGAUUUCAACAGCAGCAGGAUUUUGCAUUUCUCUGUAAGUAAUGUACAAGAUUGUGAAUAAGUCUGUGAUCUUUCAUUCUAAGGCAAUUUCAGCUGAUUAAAAGAUAAAGCUAAUGCCUUUUAAAAAUGGAUUUGAUCUUUGAUGUUUGUAGUAAACUUAAUAUUUGAGGGAGUUAGAUGUUUAAUUUUGUUUCAUUAACUUUUGCUAAAUAAACUAUAGAUAGAGAAGCUCCCUGAGAGUCUGCCCCUCUUUGCUCUUAGUGUACUUAUGGGUCCUUUGGUUUAUGGCAAAAUGACGGUAAGUAUCUGUCAAGUAAGAGUUAAUUUUGCCUCCAUAAUACCAAGUUUGGAUUUUUUCCAAAGAAUCUAAUUUAUUUGGCAGACUCUGAUAGAACAGAUUAAGUGCCAUUUUAAAGCUCCAACUAUAUUUUCAUUUAUAAUAUCAAUAAAAUGUUUGCCAAAAUACAGUUUUUUUAGUAAAAUUAUCUGUACUCAUCCCAACUUUAUGAUAUUUAAAAGCCUCAACCACAUUUUAUGUAGAAUAUUAAAGAAAAUCUUACAUCUAGAAAUGUGAAAUCUUAGUUCUUUGAUAGAGUCUACUUUAUCCAAUCAUAAGUUAUCAGAGGUAAAACUUUAUUCUAGUUUGCUAUUAAGAUGUUAUCGAUUAAAUGAAAAUAAGAAACAAAAAGUGAAAUUCCACAGGUUUCUCCAUUCUCAGUGUCAACUUUAUUUGUAUUCAAAGAAUACUUCUAGCAACCUAGCUGAAAAUAUUUUGAGAAAUUACAGUAAAGUGCAGAAAUAUUUUGUUUUGGAAAUCAAAAUGAACAAAAGGUGAGGGAGAUGGAGGUUUGGCUUUAAAAGGCUGUGUCAUUUCUUCCCCUCAUCCUCCCACCACCUAUCACUUGAAGGGGAAGAGAGUUGUUUUUUUCCUAAACAUGUCUUUAAAUGAGUGAGAGAUAUAGUAUUAUUACUUACUGCAAAAAAAUAUAAUUUAUUACUUUUUAGAAAGUGUCAAUUAAUAUUUUGUAGUUUAUCAAACAAAGAACUAAAUAAUCUCAAAUAGAAAUAUAGGUGAUUUUUACUUCACUUUAGGUCAGCAAAGGUAAAUACGAACGUUUUGGUGAAAGACCGCGGUAUUCUGAUACACUCUAUUUUCUUCCAGCUUGUAGAUUUUUAGAUUAGCAGUACCUUAGUAGAAUCUGUGAUUUACUUUUGAAGGAAGAGAAUUUUAACCCAUGCACUGUUGGCAUUUAUAGAUUUUAGUUUCAUGACCAUAGAGGUUUUUGUAAGAUGGUACAUUUAAAGUAAAUACUCAAAAUGAGCUUUCCAGUUUUACUUUGCUCUUUCAGUUUCUCCCAUAGGUAUAAUCAAACAUUUCCACAUUUGACCGAAAAACACUUGAACUAAUGUUAUGUAAGCUUGGUUUCUAGAAUUUCGAUCUGAUUAUCUGGCUCAGCCAAUGAGAUUUCAAAAACAGGAAUUGCAUUUCAGACCAGUGGAAUGCACUAGUAUGAAAGGGUUUAUGUUUUCCCAUUAAUAAGGAAAAAAGUUAAAUGAUGCCAAAUAACCAAUUCUGCAGUUUAAAAUUUUUAUUUUCAGUGCUCUCUUUACCUGAGGACAAUCCUAAAGGGGGGUGGUUAGGAUAAUGUAAAUAAAAUCAAAAUACUGAAUAUAAAUCACUUUUUGCUUUCUAGAAGAAAGAUACUCUGUAAAUUCAAGUGACCUGAGUCAAAUUACUCAACCUUUUGGAAUUGGAAAGAAAUUGUGUAGUACUCACGGUUUGGGAUGCUGAAAUUUCAGAGUAAACAAAAUGAUUCAUAGAGUAAUGUACAGGCCAUAUGAUCAUAAACACCAUGUUUAUAUAUUUCCUUGUUUAAUGUUGCCAUAUUUGAGGACAACUUUACAUCUAUAAGUGUUCAUUGGCGGGAAAGUUAUUUUUAAAUCAAAUUUUUAUAACAGUCCUCCAUUAUUGCAAUUGAGACAACUA